UUCAGUAUCCUGUGUGUCUGCUUUUAUAUUCUUUUAUCUAAUUUGCUAGUCAGUCUUUAAGCUUUAUCUUGCAACUUAAAGGGGAACUGAAAAUUUYUGUUCUCUCCAUUGUCUGUCAAUGCCAAAUUYCUUUGUGUUCCAGAGGAAGUUAGAAACAGCACAGGAAUAAAAUAUUUCAUUAGAAAGAUAAAAGAAGAAUAGCUAGYGAAGAGUACAGUUAGAUUGUUAUUCAUAUCUUAAAGCCCUGAAGAUGAGAUUAUAGUUGCCAUGGUGCACCUAAUAAAUGUCUUAGAGUUUCCUAUAAAGUAGAAUAACAGUGAAAAAUUUAUAAUUUGAAUGAUUGCUUAAACUGCAGAUCAGUAAUGUAUUACGAGAGUAUCAACUAGCUUUUUGAAAAAAACAUGACUAAUCUCAAUAAUAACUCGACCUAAAUUUARUAUUCUGUGGCAAGRGACAGUUAACUGUAGCUGAAAGACUUGGCCUAACUCACAUUGAUUUCUGAGUAUAUACUGAGACACAGCUUGGUACAGGCUUCUCUGUAGGUCAGUCAGCUGAGUUCAUCCAGGAAUCACUGAGCUUCCAUGGAAGCAYUGGAUUCUUGCACAUCUCUGUAGGAAGAAUGAGUUAAAGAUGCCUUCAGUGUCUGACAAAGAACCUUUCCAGAUACUCUGCAGAUAUUAAGUCAUUGCCACCCAACAUAAAGGAUAAACUGAUUAAAUUAAUGAGUAGGCAAGGGCAAAUAACUGAUGCAAAUAUCAGUGAGGUAUUGCACCCUGCGGUGGAGUCUCUGGACCUCCGAGACUGUGAUAUUUCAGAUAAUGCAUUACUACAGCUUUAUAACUGCAAGCAGCUGAAAAAAAUCAACUUAAAUUCUUGCAAGGAAAACAGAUUUGGAAUCACUUCAGAAGGAGUCAUUGCACUGGCCUUGUCCUGUCCUUACCUGCGUGAAGCAUCCUUCAAAAGGUGCUGUGAUAUAACAGACAGUGGAGUUCUUGCUCUUGCACUCAACUGCCAAUUCCUACAAAUCGUGAACUUGGGUGGCUGUUCAGGCAUCAUGGAUGCAUCUCUGCAGGCACUCGGACAAAACUGCAAAUUUCUUCACAGUGUGGACUUCUCAUCUACUCAGGUAACAGAUGAUGGCGUUGUAGCACUAGUGAGUGGGACAUGUUCGAAGAAUUUAAAGGAGAUCCACAUGGAGCGCUGUGUGAAUCUGACAGAUGUUGCUGUGGAAGCUGUCCUUACUUGUUGUCCCAAGAUACAUAUUUUUCUGUUCCAUGGAUGCCCAUUGAUAACAGAUCGUUCCCGAGAUGCUUUAGAGCAGCUCAUYGUAUCAAACAAAAUCAAGCAACUAACAUGGACUGUUUACUGAUUAGUUAUCUUGUACAUAGGAGUGACAAGUUUACAGGUGGGAGAGCUCCUUCAGCAAACAAGCACCUUGGAGAACUGGCUGGUGACUUUUGUGCCACCAGCUUGCAUCACUGCUGCUUCCCACUGGAGGUCUCCAUUGCUAUUCCAGUCCUUGCCUGUGAGUUCGGGCUUCCCCUUUGUCUCUACUUGGAGCCCUGUCUGUCUUUGCAUUGCUGAUCAUAUUUCAUGAAGAGGAAGGUUAAACUAUAAUUAAUAUUAUGCUGCCAUUGCUCAGCCUUCUUGAUGUGCCGGAUUUGGCUGCUCCUUGGCAUCCAUUAGCAAUGUAGCUAUGUACAAACCCAGUUUAAGUAAGUCUGUGUUCUGAGUUUGUAUUCUGGGAGGGUACUUGCAACUAAAARUACCAAACAUAACACUGAUGCACAGAAGCAUAUGUCAAGUUGGGAGUUUAAUCUGACAAAAUCAACUGACAGAACUGGUGAAUGGAGGUGGCAGUAACAGCAAUACAGAUGUACUUUCAGUAGUAACAAUCUCCUUUCACCAUGUACUUUUGCUAGGUCUGGAAUGGAAAAUGUAGGUACCUUUCUUCUGAUGUUACUGAUUCUGCAGGUUGCUGUUUUUAUUUACCAUCAAAUACUUGAUGGAUUUUUACACAUCCAAAACUAGAGUCUGAAUGUGUAAACAUAAACUUGCUUUGAAAUUGUUACGGUGACUUUACAAAUUUCAGAGCAGUAGCUAUAAGCAAGAAAUUUUUUUUUUAUAUGGGCAAAUAUUCAAUUUGCUCUGGCUUUUGCCUAUGUUUCUGUAUGAAAAUCCUUUU
Messenger RNA from Malurus melanocephalus (red-backed fairy wren), 2185 nucleotides. It is a transcript of the gene AMN1, whose product is annotated as antagonist of mitotic exit network 1 homolog. The transcript is spliced from 7 exons. NCBI's taxonomy places the organism in Eukaryota, Metazoa, Chordata, Aves, Passeriformes, Maluridae. Gene Ontology annotation, biological process: SCF-dependent proteasomal ubiquitin-dependent protein catabolic process. The coding region runs from base 722 to 1369 and encodes 215 amino acids. Gene Ontology annotation, molecular function: protein binding. The record is from RefSeq and is a predicted model, not a curated record. Gene Ontology annotation, cellular component: SCF ubiquitin ligase complex.